Messenger RNA from Alligator sinensis (Chinese alligator), 3635 nucleotides. It is a transcript of the gene SPPL2A, whose product is annotated as signal peptide peptidase like 2A. Gene Ontology annotation, molecular function: aspartic endopeptidase activity, intramembrane cleaving. The coding region runs from base 223 to 1560 and encodes 445 amino acids. Gene Ontology annotation, cellular component: Golgi-associated vesicle membrane; lysosomal membrane; lumenal side of endoplasmic reticulum membrane. Gene Ontology annotation, biological process: membrane protein proteolysis. The transcript is spliced from 16 exons. Lineage: Eukaryota; Metazoa; Chordata; Crocodylia; Alligatoridae. The record is from RefSeq and is a predicted model, not a curated record.
AUGUUGUAGGCAAGUGCACAGGAGGGUAUCCUGCAUGCUUCUGGAAAUGGAAUACCUCCAGUAAAAAAGGACUACUGCAUACUUUACAAUCCUGUUUGGACAUCUCUUGCAAAUAGCCUCGAUAAUGUAACUUCCAAUAGCUUGGAGAACUUGACUUCAACUGUGCUCUGCAGUUAUUCUGAUGUUCCUUCUGGCUUCAUAAAAGACAAAGCAGUUGUAGUAAUGAGGGGAAACUGCACAUAUUUGGAGAAAGCAAGAAUUGCUCAAAAACUUGGUGCUAAAACACUGCUGAUCGCAAGUAAAACUGCUCUAUCUCCUCUUUCAGGUAACAAGACAGACUUCAAAGAUGUUACCAUUCCAGUUGCUCUUGUCAGAUAUAUUGACAUAAUGGAUAUGCAGACUCUUGGAAAUAGGAUUAAUGUGACGCUCUAUUCACCACCUUUGCCAGAAUUUGAUUACAGUAUGUUUGUCAUAUUUCUAAUUGCUGUUCUCACUGUGGCGCUUGGAGGCUAUUGGAGUGGAGUAUCAGAACAUGAGGAUUUGAAAGCUGUGGCAAGCCCUGAGGACAGAGAAACAAGAAGAAAGAAGGAAGAAAAUGUCACUUUUACCCCACUUACAGUUAUCCUGUUUGUGGUCAUCUGUUGUGUCAUGCUAGUCUUACUUUAUUUCUUCUACAAAUGGCUAGUGUAUGUUAUAAUAUCUGUGUUCUUCUUGGCAUCUGCAAUGAGCCUGUACAACUGUCUGGCUGCGCUACUCCAAAAGAUAUCAUUUGGACAAUGCAGGAUUUCAUGUUGCAACAAAAGUAUUGAAGUGCGACUUAUUUUUCUUGCUGGAUUCUGCAUAGCGGCAGCUGCUGUUUGGGUAGUAUUUCGAAACGAAGAUAGGUGGGCUUGGAUUUUGCAAGAUAUCUUGGGAGUUGCUUUCUGCCUAAACUUCAUUAAAACACUGAAAAUGCCUAACUUUAAGUCAUGUGUGAUACUUCUAGGCCUCCUUCUUUUAUAUGACGUAUUUUUUGUCUUCAUAACGCCAUUCAUCACCAAGAACGGGGCAAGUAUAAUGGUCGAAGUUGCUGCUGGUCCUUUUGGAAACAGCGAAAAGAAUGAUGGAAACUUGGUGGAAGUCCCUACUGAACGCUCAGCUCCCCAUGAGAAAUUACCAGUGGUUAUUAGGGUUCCUAGACUUCAAUUCUCUGCUCUGACAUUGUGUGGAAUGCCAUUUUCAUUACUGGGGUUUGGAGAUAUUAUUGUGCCAGGGCUUCUGGUUGCUUAUUGUCGAAGAUUUGAUGUGCAGACACGUUCUUCGUCUUCUGUUUAUUAUGUUUCCUGUACUAUAGCCUAUGCUGUUGGAAUGGUGCUGACUUUUGUUGUUCUGGCACUGAUGAAGAUGGGACAACCAGCCCUUCUCUAUUUGGUACCAUGUACACUUAUUACCAGCUCAGUUGUUGCCUGGAGACGUAAGGAGAUGAAGAAGUUUUGGAAGGGUAGCAGCUACCAGGUGUUGGACUCCUCCAGGAAGCCUUUGCUACAAGAUGAUGGAACAUCUGGAUUAUACUGCAAAUGAAGAAAAUGCUGGAACAACCAAUGAACAGUCUGGAGGACAAUAAUGCAAAGGAUCAUCAUCUGAAGUAGCAUUGUUCAAAUUUUCUGCAACUGAAGUACAAAAAAAAAAAUUGACUGAUUUAAUUUUUACACUAGAGUAUUUCAUAUCCUGGACAAAGAGAGUUGCCUUUUUUACACUAGCACCUCUAUUUUUAUGGAAAGAUGUUUAAGUGCAUUAUAUCAAAGUGAUUGAAAUAAUAGAUUUGCAUUUUUAAUAGCCAAAAUAUAUUUAGUAAAAUUGUGCCUUAUUUCACUUUAAAUAAAUGGAUAUUGUCUAUGCAAUUUUCCAAACACAUGUUGUACACAAUGUAUUUUUAUACCAAUAUAUCUUGCCUGUAGCCCAUGGGCAUAAACUGACUUUCUGAUUGCUAUUUGCUUAAAAAUCGGUUGGGUUGUUUUACUAGGAAGUCCUGCAGAGGAUGCUACUCUCAAGCUUUUGAAUGCAGAGAUAACAUAUGAGACAAAAAGUAACAGUGCAACUGUCUAAAUAUCUUAGGUCUUUAUAUUAAAAAGUAGAAUUCGGCAGAAAUGCUAACACUUUACACCAAAGAGACUUGGAGAAGCCAAUAACUGUGAACCACUGAAGGUUUACCCUUUCUAAUUCCAUGUAACAAUUUUAAUACAACUUUUCUUGUAUUCAAAUUCAUAUAAAAGGUGCCAGGUAGAGAACCUUGGUGGCUGAUAUUCACCACUGACAGAGAAUGAGCAAUGGCAAUGCAGAUUUUCCUAUUAUAUCUCACUAAAGUGCCUCAGGACUGGUUUUGCCAGAGUAGAUUCUAGAGGUGAGUGGGUGAUUUAGGGUCUCUUAAAACAGGAGCACUCUAGAAAAUUAAUCCAGAUUAAAUUGGAUUUGUCAUCAUUGAUUGUUUUAAACAAAUUGAGCUAAUACCCCUUUCAUUCUGAUCCCCACACAGAGGUUUCUUGCCUUUUAAAAAAAAGAAUUAAUUAAAGAUUAAUUUGGAUGAAUUUUUCUAGAUGUUUCGGUAUAUGUAAGCCCUUAGUAUCUAUGAGUGUGUCAAUUGUUGACCACUCUAGAGACCGUCAACAAGGGUUCUGCUUGGCUGCAGCUGCUAAAGGCCACAAGCCAGCUUUGUGAUUAUUGACCUGCACCAGACUUGAACUGGCAGCCUCAAGGUAAAAGGCUGUCCUAUCCCAUUACAAAUUCUCUAAGCCAUCCAAACCCUCUUUCAAUAUUUUUUGAGUUUAUUCAUUCAGUUUUGGCAUCAGAAAUACCUCAGUGUUUAAUAGCAGAUUGCAAAGGGGUUUUUUUUCUUUGCAGGAAAAUUAUGUUAACAUUAAUUUCCUUUAAAUUAUUAUUUUUUUCCUUUUUAGGGCAAAGUGCUAAGUGGCUGUUACGAAAUGUUGUGCUUUCUGACAAGCCCAGCCUCAGACAAAAAACAUGUGGUUCUGAGAGACAAGUUUCUGAAAAUAACUCUUAAGAAGUUAAGGGCUCAUAACAGUAGCUCAGCAUCAUGCUGUAUUUUCAAACAUUUAAAGACUUUAUAAGCCUGUAUAAAAUGAACCCAUCUUUCCCUCUGAAAGAACGUUUAGAUUAAUUGUAAGCUUAGUUGGUAACCAAACUAGUGUGUUAGUUUGGCAACGUGUUUAACUGCGCAUUCAGCAGCCUGCUGUGAGAAUUCUGUAUUGCUUCAUGCCUAAUUACUGUUCUGUGUGGUUUCUCACACAUGCUGCAGUUUGACAGGAUGUAAACUAACAACUUUUUUCUUUUAGGGCUUAGGUUCUUGGUUUGCUAAAAUCAAGGAUGAGGAUAAAAUUUGAUAGGCUAGUGUCAACUACUGAAAUAUAUUUUAUAAAUAGUUCAAUAGGACUGAUAUUUGAAACUUUUUUUUAGAAGUUUUGGGUGUUUAAUACUGUAUUAAAUUCAGAUGGGCUUUUCAUUAUACUAAGAGCCUUAAUUGCAAUAUGUAACAUAAGACUUAACUCUUUUGAUUAUAUGGAUACUGACAACUGCUUCCUCCCUCACCAUUUAAAUUAUCACUUUUCAAGAAUGUUGUUAAUAAAUCUUUUAAAGCAGUA